CAAGAUGGGUUCUUGUGAAGUUAAGGUCCCACACAGCUUAGAUGCCAUUCUUAACAUUGCUGACGACCGGUCGCUGAUUGGCAAACGCCUUGAAGACCUGAUUCAUGACCUUCACGCUGGAGUUUCCCUCAAGGGAAUUAAAGAGAAGUAUUGGGUUCACAUGAUUACUGGUGCCAACGCAUUCGAGUUGUACGCAAGGGAUCUCUUAAUCGAGCAUGCAGAUGUUAAAUAUCAUUGGAGUUGGAAAACAGAAGACAAUAUUGAGGUAGCCGAACUGGUGCAAGUACAUUGGCUUGAUGUGAAAACGAAUUUCCCAGCACAAAUGCUAACUCCAAGGACCUCUUACGAAGUUUUAUUUGUGUUAAGGAGGAACGAGAAAGCUAAAGAACUUACAAAUUCGAACCUGAAGCUCGUCCUCCCCAAUCAAAACGCCUCUGAAGUCACAGUAGAUUUGAGUACGCUACCAACUAACGAAUGGAAAGAAAUCCAAGUUGGUGGCUUUGAAACUUCUUCCAGAUAA
Mangifera indica (mango) is the source of this 520-nucleotide messenger RNA. RefSeq names its product protein PHLOEM PROTEIN 2-LIKE A1-like. The coding region runs from base 5 to 520 and encodes 171 amino acids. The transcript has 4 exons. NCBI's taxonomy places the organism in Eukaryota, Viridiplantae, Streptophyta, Magnoliopsida, Sapindales, Anacardiaceae. The record is from RefSeq and is a predicted model, not a curated record.